Molecule: messenger RNA, 6090 nt
Organism: Chroicocephalus ridibundus (black-headed gull)
Lineage: Eukaryota; Metazoa; Chordata; Aves; Charadriiformes; Laridae
Gene: PAK4
Product: p21 (RAC1) activated kinase 4
Exons: 9
Coding region: 3423-5441 (672 amino acids)
Biological process (GO): intracellular signal transduction; regulation of MAPK cascade; protein phosphorylation
Cellular component (GO): cytoplasm
Molecular function (GO): ATP binding; protein serine/threonine kinase activity
Source: RefSeq, a predicted model, not a curated record
CUCUCGGGGGUCCCGUGGGCUCCUCUGGCCUGGCAGGAGGCUCCGGGCGAGCCGAGCCGAUGCCGGGGGCAGCCGAGACUCUGCAUGGGGUGUUUUUUUUCCCCCAGCCCCACGUAAUUCAGCCAACUUCUGAGCUUAAAUCCUGUCUGGAAAUCCAACUCUUUGCUUGCGGCGGGUGGAAAGUGGGGAGUUUGCGUCUCCGGGAGGCAGCCGUGGGCCAAACAGCCCCUUUCUGCCGCCCCACCAGAGGGUGAUUUGGCUGUUGAAGGAGGAGACGAGUGUGCGAACCACUGACAGCCGCGCCGGGGAUGUCUCCUGCGGCACGGGGAUAACCGGGACGCUGCUGCCGGAUCCCGCCGGGGACCUGCUAAAUCCCUUUGCCAUUGCCAGGACCCUCCUGCCAACGAACGCUUGCAUCUGCCGGGUUUAGAUUUUAUGGAAAGGAACAAAUUCCCCGUGUGCACCUCUGUCGUCUUUUUUGGUUUUCCCUCCCUCCUUUAUUUCUCAUGUGAAAGGCGGGAGGAAACUCCCCGGUGGGGUUUCGGGGUGUUUGUCAGCGGUGGAGAAUAUUCUGCCCUCGUUCCUUUACUCAGGGCUGCUGGAAGCGUUAGUUAAUGGCUGACUAAUUAAACAAAAGCGGAGAUAAAGGGAAUCUGACCUGGGCUAGGACGGCUGAGGAAUGUGCGGAGCUCUGGCUGAGGAUCUGGCAGAGAGGGGGAGACGUUAACCCGCUCCUACCCCCUUCCUCCUCCUCCCAGAGCCCCGUCCCACCUCCCAGAGCUCCUCCAGCCCCUUCCCACCCCCUCUUCGCCCCCACCAGCCCCCAGAGGGUAUUUAUUUUUCGAAUCCGAGGUAGAUUUGGAGGCUGAUUAGCUUAACUGGCGAUGUCCCGAGGCGCUCGGAUGCUCCAGCCCCUGGCGCACGGGUUGGUGUAAAUCCUCCGGCUGUAUUUUCUAUCUUUUCUGUUUCCCUUCACCUUCCCUGCGGGGAAACGCAAAGCCAGCGGUUUUUAAACGUCCCGCACCAAGUUGAGCGAUGGUCUCCCCAAACCAGGAGACCCUUCGCCACCCAGGAACGGGACUUGUGUCCAGACAGCGAUUCCCCACGAAGGCUCUUGCGUGCGAGGAAGGAUGCCGAGCCAAGGAAGACGGCGUUCAGGAGCAACCAGUUCGGGUGAAAGGAGGGAACAGCCUGGGUUUUCCUUUCGGACACGAUCCUGCCACGGGAAUGGCACGAAAUGCCAGUUCCUCCCAGAAACGGCGGCGGUCGGCCUGACCUGGAAGCUACGGGAAGCCAGCGUGAUGCUCACCGUGGCGGUAAAAGGAUGAACCGAACAAAAACGCCCGCCCCGGGGUGAGGUUUUAUCCAUCGGGGUCUGCAAGGUGAAGUUUUCCUGGCUCAGGAACCCCAUAAACCUGCUGGCUGCUCGCUCACGCCUUCAUUUACUCCUAAUUAACGUCUUUGCCCCUGCGUGGCGCGUUUCAGGAUUCGACCCAGCCCAAGCCAGAGCUCGGUUGUGCCGCAAAGAGCCGGCGAGCGGCUGUGUCCGACCCCUGGGUGAGCAGGGAAAAUGGGGGAUCGCAAAUAUGUAUGAUCCCCCUCAUUUUUGAAGGGGGAGCAGGCCGGAGGUGGAGGCAUCCAGGCAGGGCGAGACUUUUCCUAAAGGAUGGGGGAUUUAGUCAGAAAAAGACCGGGACCGCUGGAGAGGAGGGAGCGCCUUUGCGGAGCACCGGAGCUGGGAUUUCCUGCGUGGAACAAGGGAUUUGUCUCGGGAGCUGUUGAGUUUCGCACCGGGGCAGCCUGUCGGAAGCAGAUUCGGGAGACUAAAAUGGAAGGAAACGGCCACAAUCGCCACCCGAAGGCAGUGAAAGUGGGAACAGCCAGAUCCGCCCCGGCUCCGCCGCUCUCCCCGCGGUCCCCAGGAUCGUCCCUUUCUGUGGGAUGGGGACCUGUCACCUGGCUCCCCGAGGAUUAAACCAGAAAUAGUGGCCGAAAAUGCCAGGCUUCCUCAGGUUUGUUUUCCUCGGAGCCCGCGCGGGAGGGGUGUGCUUCCUCCCCGCCGCCUGCUUUUUACUGACGAACAAAUAAAAACUGGUUUUUCCCCCGCCGACGGGCUUUUGCCGGCCAGACGGCAGGGCUGGAGCUGGAGGCGGCUUGGGGAGCUCGUCCCCGCGGUGGCAUUCCAGCGCUCUGUGUCCCCGGAAAGGGGAUUUUUGGGUGCUUUUUGUGAUAUCUUGAAGCCUGAGCUGCUUCCCAAGUGAAAUUGCCAACCUGCUUGUGGUUCCAGACAUGGAAAAGGAGGGUUAAUUCGCAGUUUCAUCCUCUUCUUCCCCACGGUGAGGAGCGUCGGCGUACGGACACCGGGAAUUGCGCCGCAGCCUGAUUAAAAUCAUCAUUUAACCCCCGUUAAUUGCAGCACCUCCCAGACCGCGGCUCACCGAGGGUCAGCAGAUCCCCAGGAAUCGAACCCUGGCAUCAUCUGAGCUCAGAACCGGCCGGUGGUGACGGAGCUCAGCUGGAUUUGGCAACCGCCGGCGGAGUUGGCAGCUCUGGGCGCCGUUUGCCGGCAGUAGCCGGGACGCCGCGGUGGAAAUACCUGGCGGUACCGGUUUUUCCAGGCCGCGGCGAGGACGUUUCGGCAAGGGGACUGGUCGCCUCGGUCGCCAUCCGCUGCCCCCGCCACCUCACCUACACGGGGCCGGACCCGCAGGACGCUCCGCGUGUGUUUAAUGGGGGGAAAAAAUCAGAGUUUAAGGUCAUCCAGGUGCUUCGGGAGCGUUGUGAGUCGCUGAUCUCUCCCCUCGGCUCACGCUGGGGUUUAAGAGGGUCCAACCUGUUUCUCUCUGGCUCUCGUCCCGGUCGGAAUAUCAGCCGAGCCACGGUGCCCGAGAGCGAGGACUCGCUUUCCAGUGGUGGUAUCCGUCUAAACCUCGAUUUAUAGUUAUUUUUCCUCCCCCAACACAGUUAUUUCUUCCCUUCCCCUCCUGCGCCAGGGUCUGGAGGAGCAGAGACAUGCCUGUCGGAGACCGCGCCGCCUUCCAGCAUCUGCUCCGCUGCAGAAAUUAUUGAAACAACUCAAAAAAAAACCCAAAAAAAACCCCAAACCAAGCUGGAAUUGUUGAUUUAGGGGAGGCUCGACGGCGUACCUUUGAGCUUGGAAGGAUGCAGGCCUCGGGACGGUGUAAACAAGGCUCUAUUGUGCCCGGCUGCGGGUGUUUACACCAGGAAAAACGGCCUCAUGGUCCACCCUGGGGCCCGGCUUCCGCAGCCCUUCAUCCUGGGAGACUCCAAUACGCCGUAAAAAACGACAAAACUUGUAAAUAAACCAAGAAAACUGGCUGCGUGGGGCGGCUCUGCCUUUGCAGCCCGCAGAGGGAAACCGUACAACUUGUCGGGCCAAAAGUCUUCUAGCCGGCGUCACCAUGUUCAGCAAGAAGAAGAAACGCAUCGAGAUCUCGGCUCCCUCCAACUUCGAGCACCGCGUCCACACCGGCUACGACCAGCAGGAGCAGAAGUUCACGGGGCUGCCCCGGCAAUGGCAGGGCAUCAUCGAGGAGUCGGCCAAGCGCCCCAAGCCGCUGGUGGAUCCCGUCUGCAUCACCGCUAUCCAGCACGGCUCGCAGAAGACCAUCGUGCGGGGCAGCAAAGCCGCCAAGGACGGCUCCCUCACCUGGCUGCUGGACGAGUUUGAGAACAUGUCCGUGUCCCGUUCCAAUUCUCUGCGCAGGGACAGCCCCCCCUUCCCGCCCCGCCGCGACCAGCUCUACCAGGAGAACGGCCUCUCCGAGGGCCCGGCCGCUGCCCGGCCGCACGAGGAUGCCGGCAGGAGCAAGGAGAAGAGCCGCCACGGGGCCAGGAACGAGCUAGAGCAGGGCAAGGAGAGACCCCGGGAGAGGGAGGACCAACGCGCCCACCACCACCAUCACCACCACCAUCACCAGCCCCGCGGGCAGGACCCCGGCCCCAAACCCGCUCCCCCCGCCGGCGGCCGCCCGCCCCCUCCCGAGUACCCCAAAACCCCCUCCGAGGGGGACGGCUGGCGGGAUUACCCCGCCGACAGGGACUACAGCGAACCAGCCGACCGGGUGGUGCGGCGGGAGCGUCCCGAACCCUCCGAAAAACGCCCCAAAUCCACCUACGCCGGCCAGACCAGCCCGCAAUCCCCCCGGGACAAACGCCCGCUCUCCGGGCCCAAUAUCCGGACUCCCAACAUCCCCGUCUCCGAAGGGGUGAUGAAGACGGCUCAGCAGACGGGACGGCCUUUUAAUACCUACCCGCGGGCUGAGACCGACCCCGGCAGGGCCGUGGGUUCUCAGGCAGAGCACCGGCCGGGACGACCGCAGGAGGUGGCAUCCAAUGGUCCGGUGAGCGGCAGCGGUGGUGCCGGUUCUUCCCGAGCCCACCCUCCCGGCCCGCUGCCGCCGCCGCCGUCACGCUCCAAAAACCCCGAACCGCCCCAUCCCGGCCUCACCCCGCACGCCUCGGACCCCCACCUCUCUCGCCAGCCGCCCCCCGGCCCCCCGCAGCAACCCCGCUCCCCUCAACGCGAGCCCCAGCGUGUCUCCCACGAGCAAUUCCGGGCGGCCCUGCAGAUGGUGGUGGAUCCCGGAGACCCCCGCACCUACCUGGACAACUUCAUCAAGAUCGGGGAGGGCUCCACCGGCAUCGUCUGCAUCGCCACCGUCAAGAGCACCGGCAAACUGGUGGCCGUCAAGAAGAUGGACCUGCGCAAGCAGCAGCGGCGCGAGCUGCUCUUUAACGAGGUGGUGAUCAUGCGGGACUACCAGCACGAGAACGUGGUGGAGAUGUACAACAGCUACCUGGUGGGCGACGAGCUCUGGGUGGUGAUGGAGUUCCUGGAGGGCGGCGCCUUGACCGACAUCGUCACGCACACCAGGAUGAACGAGGAGCAGAUCGCGGCCGUCUGCUCGGCCGUGCUGAAGGCCCUCUCCGUCCUCCACGCCCAGGGCGUCAUCCACCGCGACAUCAAGAGCGACUCCAUCCUCCUCACGCACGACGGCAGGGUGAAACUCUCCGAUUUUGGGUUCUGCGCCCAAGUCAACAAGGAGGUGCCGCGGCGGAAGUCGCUGGUGGGGACCCCGUACUGGAUGGCGCCGGAGCUCAUCUCCCGCCUGCCCUACGGCCCAGAGGUGGACAUCUGGUCCCUGGGCGUGAUGGUCAUCGAGAUGGUGGACGGGGAGCCCCCGUACUUCAACGAGCCCCCCCUGAAGGCCAUGAAGAUGAUCCGGGACAACCUGCCCCCCAAGCUGAAAAACGUGCACAAGGUUUCCCCCUCCCUCAAAGGCUUCCUGGACCGCAUGCUGGUGCGGGACCCGGGGCAACGGGCCACCGCCACCGAACUCUUGAAGCACCCCUUCCUGGGCAAAGCGGGCCCCCCCUCCUGCAUCGUCCCCCUCAUGCGCCAGAACCGCAUGCGGUGAGGAGCCCGGGGACGCCGGUGACAUCCCGGCCCCCCCCCCACUUCCCCGUCCCUCCCGUCGCCUCUGAACUGGAUUCCUGACUGUGCCACUACUGUCGGGGGGCGCGGGACCCCCCCCACUACUGAGCCGGGGAUGCGGCCCGGGGUGGCGGGGGGGGGGGGCGGGACGCGGCUCGGUGGGAACGACGAUGCCGACCACGGCGAGGCCACGCGGUGACGCGCUCCCGGUGUCGUCCGUGCCCCCCCCCCCCAACUCCAGCUUCCCGGCAGAGAUCUGGGGCUGGGGGCUUGUCCCGCCCCGGGCCCGCUGUCGCCCCCGCCCUGAGGAGCCGUUUGGGGCAUUUCUCCCCCUUUUUCUUUUUCUUUUAAAUCCUGGGGGUUUUAUCCCCAUCCGGCCCCGGGGUUGGGCCACCACCUGCAUCUCCGUGGAGGGGGGGGGACACACGCGUCCCCAACACUACGGCCCCGCGGCCACACUACUGAUUUGGGGUCCCUACCCCCCCCCCCCCCCUCACCUUCCAAACACAUUUUUGUUCUUUUGGGGUUUGUUUGUUUGUUGUUUUUUUUUUUUUUUCCCCUCCUCCCAUUUUGUUUUUUAACAAAGCUAUUUAUAUUGUCGUUUUGUAACGCUGCGGAAUGGGGGGGGGGGG